Molecule: messenger RNA, 1704 nt
Organism: Helianthus annuus (common sunflower)
Lineage: Eukaryota; Viridiplantae; Streptophyta; Magnoliopsida; Asterales; Asteraceae
Product: glycerol-3-phosphate acyltransferase 5
Exons: 2
Coding region: 56-1555 (499 amino acids)
Biological process (GO): cutin biosynthetic process
Cellular component (GO): membrane
Molecular function (GO): glycerol-3-phosphate 2-O-acyltransferase activity; phosphatase activity
Source: RefSeq, a predicted model, not a curated record
UCAUCUUCAUUCAAACACUAAUUUUAAUAAAAAAUAAAAAACAAAGGAAACGACCAUGGAGUCUAUUGUUUCAGAGCUAGAAGGAACUCUUUUAAGGAACAAAGAUCCUUUCUCGUACUUCAUGCUAGUAGCUUUCGAAGCCUCGGGUUUAAUCCGCUUCGCGGUCUUGUUAUUAUUCUGGCCCAUUAUCAAGCUACUUGAUGCAUGCGGGAAGCCGGAUAUUGGCCUGAAACUGGCCAUCUUUCUUGCCACAGCCGGAGUUCCAAUGUCGGAGAUAGAAUCGGUUGCAAGGGCAGUUUUGCCUAAGUUUUACUAUGAUGAUAUUGAUUUGGAUGCUUGGAAGGUGUUUAACUUGUGUGAUAAAAGGGUGGUUGUGACCAAAAUGCCAAAAGUUAUGGUUGAGUGGUUUGUGAAAGAGCAUUUAGGGGCUGAUGGUGUUAUUGGGACCGAGAUUGCGGUAAGCCAGUUUGGAUUCGCCACAGGGCUGGUCCAAGGUGGUGGGUUUGGGUCAUCGGUUGUUGAUCGUGUAGCAACGAUGUUUAACGGUCAACAACCGAGCCUUGGCCUUGCGAGAUGCCAUUUGGAUUCUCCGUUCUUGUCCAUGUGCAAGGAACAAGUAAAUGCACCAUACAUAAUCAAAGACCAGAAGCAAAGCCUACUCCAGGAAACCCGGCCGGUGCCCGUGAUCUUUCAUGAUGGCAGGCUUGUGAAGCGGCCAACUCCUUCCACCGCGCUUCUCAUCCUAAUCUGGAUCCCAAUCGGUGUUGUCCUGGCAAUCAUCCGUAUAGCCAUUGGCGCAAUGUUGCCAAUGUGGGCUAUUCCAUAUAUGGCCUGCGUAUUCGGUUGUAAGGUCAUAGUGAAAGGAGUUCCACCACCACCGCCGACAGGUUCCAAUAGCGGCGUCCUCUUCGUCUGCACCCAUCGAACCUUAAUGGACCCCGUCGUGCUAUCCACCGUCCUCCAACGGAGUAUCCCCGCAUUGACAUACUCCCUAUCAAGAUUAUCUGAGAUCCUAUCUCCGAUCCCCACCGUCCGUUUAACACGGAUCCGCCAUGUGGACGCCCAAAAAAUAAAAGAAGAACUAUCCAAAGGUGAUUUGGUGGUUUGCCCAGAAGGUACUACUUGUCGAGAACCCUUUUUGCUCCGGUUCAGUGCACUUUUUGCUGAACUAACAGAUAGGAUCGUACCCGUGGCAAUGAACUACCGAGUUGGGUUCUUUCAUGCAACGACGGCAAAGGGUUGGAAAGGGUUAGACCCAAUAUUCUUCUUCAUGAACCCUAGACCGGUUUAUGAGGUUACGUUCUUGAACCAGUUGCCCGCGGAGGCUACAUGCUCAUCAGGAAAAAGCCCAUACGAUGUCGCGAAUUAUGUUCAAAGAAUCUUGGCGGCCACAUUAGGGUUUGAGUGCACAAAUUAUACAAGGAAAGAUAAGUACAAAGUGCUGGCGGGAAAUGAUGGAACGGUGUCGUACACAACGGUGAUGGACCGGGUUCAGAAAAUGGGGAAAACCGUGAGGAAGGUGAUGGGUACAUUUAAACCGUUUGUGUUUAGCUAAUUCAUGUAUUAUAAUUGUUUGUUUUUUUUUUUCAUGUGAUUAUUUUAUCAUUUAUUGAUUAUUGUUUCUUGACAUUGUUUUGCGAUUUUAUUUAAUUAUGUAACAUUGGUUGAGUCAUUUAUUAAUAUAGUGGAAAUAUUUCAAAGGCA